Mytilus trossulus (common blue mussel) is the source of this 1107-nucleotide messenger RNA. RefSeq lists its product as uncharacterized. The transcript is spliced from 6 exons. The coding region runs from base 99 to 1019 and encodes 306 amino acids. The record is from RefSeq and is a predicted model, not a curated record. Lineage: Eukaryota; Metazoa; Mollusca; Bivalvia; Mytilida; Mytilidae.
UGGACAGAAUAAAAUCAAAAUGUAAAUACAUGUAUAGAAUUGACAACGAAGUCGGAUGAUACAUAGACUAAGAUUUUACAGACUUCGAGACCAUAGAUAUGUAUAACAUCUAUAGUAGUUUGUUUGCUGCUGCAAUUGUCUCAGUAUUUACCAGUCCGGUAUUCUCAAAUACAGUUGAUCUACUGUUCAAUUCCUACAACUGUGAUGAGAUUUCGAGGACGGUUUCGCUAGAUAAAACCUACAUUUUAUCAUGGUAUGGUAAAAUAAGCCCACAUUUGUGUACUUUUAAUUUCACUGGUGGCGGUAAUGGAGAGUCCUAUAUAAACAUGCAGCUUUGUUUUGAAUCUGAGGAGUAUGAGUUACCAUCUUAUGACGUAGAGUUGAUAGUUUCAGGAGAAACUCAGAAAUGGGUUUAUGAUGGCUCACAGAAACAGAUUCAAAGAAAAUGUAUAGAAAGAGCCUAUGAGUUGAUUUUUAAGAUGAAACCAACAAAUAAUUAUGCAGAGUUGUCUUGGAAUCUAAAACUGAAAAUAACAAGUAAAAAACUUUCAAAUGCAGACGCCGGUUGGAAUUUGGGAGAGUAUAUACAAAACACAGCCUUAGAAAUUUUACCCUUUCUGAUUGCUGCUGUUGUAAUAUUCUGUUGCUUUAGAAAUGAAAAGCUGAGAAACGGAUUUUUUACUCGUAUAAGGAAACUUCUUAAAAUUGGCAGUUCCAGCUCGAGUCAACAAUCUACAGAUACUCUAAUAGAAGGCUCAAGAAGAUUAUCUAUCAAUGAAAAUCGUCUUAACUACGAAUCAACGGAUAUAACAAAUAUCCAAGACAAUGAUUCAACAUCGCUGUCAGAAUUCUCAUUGACGUUUCCGUCUGAAGAGGGAGAGUUUGCCACUGGACAGUGUGUUCCUUCCGCGCCAUACGAAUUAGUGCCACAAGGACCGCCUUCAAAUGGACCACAAGCACCACCUCCAAGCUACGAUGAUGUGGUUGGAAAAUCGCAAAUGAAAUCGGGACUUAGAUAAUAACAGAAUUUUAACUUUCAUCUUGAAAAAUUAAAUACUUCAUAUAUUGUAUAUAAUUCUUGUGCAAUAUAACAUUGAAAACAUAAAU